CCUUGCCGGCUGCCCCACCGUGUCCCCCCCGUUCCUCUUCCUCCCCACCCGUCCCCCUCCCCGUCCGUCUCUCGCCUGCCUUCGCACGGGUGCGCCGCCCGGUCGACGGCCACGUCACGCCGCGCCGCGCUGCCCAGCUGAUCCGGCACCCGCUCUUCCUCGCCGAGCUCCGGAUCGACGCCUCCCGCGCCCGUUCCGGGCUCCCCAUCCGCCGCCUCCCCAUUCUGCAGCAGGAGACCAGCACCCGCGCCUUCCCCCUCGCCGUCGCGCGCCCCACGCUCAAUUUUACUAUGUCUGGGAUGGCAUCUGAUGAUGCACCUGCUCAAGUGAGUGUUGAAGGAGAUGUUUCAGAUAAAAAAGUAGAAGUUCAAGACCAGAAUGAAGUGAGUGGGAUGCCCUCACGACAAGAGGAGGAGGCGGUAAUUAAGAAAAAGUAUGGAGGAAUAUUACCCAGAAAGACUCCACUUAUAUCUAAGGACCAUGAACGAGCUUACUUUGAUUCUGCUGAUUGGGCUCUAGGAAAGCAAGGUGGUGUCCCCAACAAGCCUAAAGGUCCUCUUGAAGCACUUCGACCAAAGCUUCAGCCUACUCAACAGAAUGCCCGUGCCCGUCGAACUUCAUAUGCAUCUGCGGACAGUGAUGAGACUUUGAACUUGUCUCCUGAGGAUCUGAUCCCGCAAGGAGAGCCCAGCCAGCAAGGAGAACCUGUCGAGGACAAGAACAAGGAAUAAGCAUGCUCAGCAUAGCUGUUGUGUACUCCUUUUAUACAGAAGAUGCCAUUUGCCGCCCUCACACUAAAAAACUUUUUUGCCUUGAUAAUAAGUAGUGUGGACUCAGUCCAACAAUCCCGUUGAGGGUGAGGUUGAGAUGUGCAGAUUGAACUGGAUGUGAGAUGUGGUAUAUGCAGUAUCCGCUACACUGGGCUGUUGGCGUCCUUGCGACGCCUGAAACAAUGUUGCUGGCGAUUUUUACAUUGCUGUACCUGAACGACCUGUAUGCAAACACAUGCAAAUUCGAUGAUCAGAGACUCGAAACUCCCGUCGAGGUCGAGCUGAAGAAGUUGCUAUAAUAAUAAAUAAUAAUAUAGACUUGUUCUGAUGCCACC
Molecule: messenger RNA, 1105 nt
Organism: Sorghum bicolor (sorghum)
Lineage: Eukaryota; Viridiplantae; Streptophyta; Magnoliopsida; Poales; Poaceae
Exons: 7
Coding region: 291-731 (146 amino acids)
Cellular component (GO): cytoplasm
Molecular function (GO): protein phosphatase inhibitor activity
Source: RefSeq, a predicted model, not a curated record